AUGGCACAUCAGAAUGCUUUUGAUAGCGAAAGUACUGUGAUUAAACAUACAACCAACUUCACUGAAACAAUGAUCAAUGCUGAUCAGACUAAUCGAAAGCCUAACGAAUAUGUACCCUAUCCUCAUAAAAAUUCCAACGAUCCAUUGGGUGAGCUUCAUCGACAAGUGAACAUGUUCUCUGCUGCACAUAUAUAUGAUCAAAAUGGCUGGGCAUUUGUACCAAAUGUUCCAAUUCAUAUCGUAUCAAUAGUUGCCAAACAAGCAAGCACUACUUCUACCGGGUUGCCUAAUCUUCAUUCAUACCAAGUUACAAUUCAGCAUGGUCCAUUUGAAUGGAGAAUCUGCAAAAUGUAUGAGCAUUGCAAUGAUUUACACAAUGAGCUCACGAAAUCUGUUGGAAACAAGACAAGAGAUUCAACCAGUGCUUUAAGCAAAGUAGAAUAUGAAAACAAUGAAUGGCCAAGUCUACCAAUAGCUAAAGGUAAAUUGACAAUUGUCAAUGACAAUAUCGAUCAUGAAUUUUGUCAAAUACUCUGUGACUAUCUCAAUAAAGUUGUUAGGCAUCCAAAAUGUCGUAAUCAUCCAGCUACGAUCAUUGAAAAUGUUGUCGAAGAAAACGAUCCAAAUGAUGAAAAACAUCAAGCAGCCAUGGAUAUCAAAAAUCGAUAUUUCAUUGGUAAAGAUUAUUUUAAUCUGUACGAAAAAAGUAUUGAAGCUGUUAAAAGAUAUGAUGAAGAGGUCAAUUCAUCAUCUGAAAUCGGUGGUCAAGCUGGCUUUAAUGCAGGUGAUGGUAUUAUUUAUGAAAUGUUACCCUAUUCCCGAACCAGUUAUGUUCGUCGAUUAGUAAAUACAAGUAAUGUCAAUGUUCCUGGUCUCUUUGUUUUUCGAAUUGAUUCCGAUACAAUUGCUAUCGGUGGCUGUGGUAAUGAUUCAAAUUUGUUAUUUCGACCACGCCGUGGAUCUCAACUUGGUUUUACAGCAAUUACUAUUCAAGGCCCAUGUUUCACAAAUACAAGUGAAGGUGAUAUUAAAUGUCGAUUUGGUGAAUCAAUGAUAGUUGAUGCUAUUGUUAUCAGUGAAUUUCAAGCUAUUUGCCUUACACCAUCUGUAUCAUUACCUACUUUUAUUAAUGUUUUCUUAAGUACUGAUAGAGGUAUUACAUAUCAAUUAUUUUCGAAUACAUUUACUUAUACGCCAGUUGAAUAUGGACUUUCUUCAGCAGAUAAUGCUCAAGUAAUUAUUCUCAAUUAUACAGAUAUGAUUGUAACAAUAGGUGAUCACCUUAUUCUGGGAUGGUAUUUAUCAGAAACAACAAUGAAUAAUUGGCCGAAUAAUAGAAUGCGACUUGAGAUACAAAUGUGUAGUGUUACAUUAAACGAAUCAAAUGGUGGUAUUACAGAAAAUAGUCAUAUUGUACUUCAAACAAAUCUUAUACCCAUAUUAGGUUUUCAAUCAACAUCGAUUAUCAUCCCAUCAAUUGGUAAUAGUGAUCUUCCAACAGUAUUUUUUCGUAUUAUAGCACGUGAUAAUUUGACAAAUACAGUUUAUACUGGUUUUAAUUCUCAAUUAAUUGUGUUACAUGAUACUACCAUAGAUACUUCGAAUUAUUGUCAAACGUGGAUAGAAGAACAGCCAUCACCAUCAACAUGGAAUGAAAAUUUAUUACCUUGUCCAUUAACCAUUGCCCAAGCACGUGUUGCACGUUGUUGUUAUGAACCAGACCCCUUAUGUAUGGAAAAUAGUUAUGAUUCAUCAAUUAAUUGUCGUCUUCGUCGAGGGCAACCUAAUCGUGAUGAAUUAUCAGCUGUUGCUUGUUAUUUAUCACGUUCAACCAAUCAACGGAACGCAGGUACUCAAUGCUGUUAUGAUAGUAAUGGUCAACUGAUAACUCAUGGGACAAGUUGUAGUCGUCAACAACGAAGAUUGGCUGUCAGUCGAAGUCAACGACGCCUUCUCUUUUCCAUGCAUCUAUUUCUUAUCUGGUUUCUUGCUACAUGGUCACCUUGGGUCUUCUACGACUUUUUCCAAACAACUUUGAAUCUUACCUAUUCAGUUUACAUUGAUGCGAUAACAACAUUUAUCGUCUAUUUAAAUUACACAUUUAGUUCAACAAUCGUUAUUAUUACCUUCAAAGAGUUUCGACAAUACUGUCUUCGCAAGAUUGGCAUCGCAAAACCUUCUAUUGCAUUUCAAAAUCGUGUUGCACCAGCUCAAACAGUUCAACGUGUGACAGAAGCUCAUUGUAUUGCUGUUGUUUCGACAUGUAUAAAAUAA
Molecule: messenger RNA, 2274 nt
Organism: Rotaria sp. Silwood2
Lineage: Eukaryota; Metazoa; Rotifera; Eurotatoria; Philodinida; Philodinidae
Source: the annotation of a GenBank genome assembly